AUGCCUUUCCUGGGCGACCCCGCCAAGAUCCUGGUGAACGUGGAGGGAGAGUCAGAGCAGCAGGAGGGACAGCCUCCCGAGGAGGGCGGCGCCGAGGGCAAGGUGGAGAAGGCGGAGGACGAGGACGAGGAGGCCAAGAAGGUGCCCAAGAAGAACUUCACCGAGCUCGCCCGCCUCGCCCACGUGGUGCGGGCCAUCGAGCACGAUUCCCAGUGCGUGCCUCGCGGAAGCUACCGCAUGACUCCUGAGCAUGAGCUGAGGCCCAAUCGCAACUUCUACGGCUUGGAUACGGCCACUGCUCGCGCCCAGUCGAACUGGCUGCACUUCCGCUCUCCCAUCACCACUCGUGCGCGGUGGGCGAUCGAGGACGAUAUGGUCGUCUUCAACAGCGGCUUCCUGGACUCCAUCGAGUCUGACAGUCCGGGGGGAAGCUGGACGGUGCAGAUCGAUGCCAAGCAGAGGAAUGCUUCCCUGAGAGCCUGA
Nymphaea colorata (pocket water lily) is the source of this 483-nucleotide messenger RNA. RefSeq lists its product as uncharacterized. Gene Ontology annotation, biological process: cilium movement involved in cell motility; axoneme assembly; motile cilium assembly. Gene Ontology annotation, cellular component: axoneme. The record is from RefSeq and is a predicted model, not a curated record. Bases 1 to 483 code for a protein of 160 amino acids. The transcript has a single exon. Lineage: Eukaryota; Viridiplantae; Streptophyta; Magnoliopsida; Nymphaeales; Nymphaeaceae.